Dentiscutata erythropus is the source of this 204-nucleotide messenger RNA. The record is from the annotation of a GenBank genome assembly. Lineage: Eukaryota; Fungi; Glomeromycota; Glomeromycetes; Diversisporales; Gigasporaceae.
AUGGAAGAUGAAACUAGUAGUGUAAAUUAUCAAAAUACUUUAGGAAUUUUAUUCGGAAUAGGCUAUAAUAUAAACAGAAUUGUCGGAGCAGGAAUUUUCAACGCCGAUAGUAUGUGGAUUCUAGUUCAAUCACCAGGAAUUACUUUAGUGCUUUUUGUUGUUUGUGGUAUCAUUAGUCUAUUAGGAAGUUUUAUCUACGUUGAG